AUGACAACUUCUGAAAUGCAAAACUAUCAGGAAGGUAAAAUAAAGUGGAAUUCCUUGAAAAUAGAAAAUAUACUGCAAGGUGUGGUUGAGUCUACUACUAUAAGAAGACCAUCUCUUUCGAAUGAUGAUGGAAAAACAGGUCGGAAGAGGGAAGUUGAAAAGAAAGCAGAGCCGAUCAAAAAGAAGCCUCGUACGGAAGCAGACGACUUGGACGUCACAAGUGAAAGUGCUAAGAGAUUAAGCGUAGCAGCUGUUGUCAUUGUCUUAAUAAGCUUUCCGUUGCUUUCAUGGUAUUUUGAUAUACCUUGUUUUAUCUAA
Molecule: messenger RNA, 318 nt
Organism: Cooperia oncophora
Lineage: Eukaryota; Metazoa; Nematoda; Chromadorea; Rhabditida; Trichostrongylidae
Source: the annotation of a GenBank genome assembly